Gryllus bimaculatus (two-spotted cricket) is the source of this 387-nucleotide messenger RNA. NCBI's taxonomy places the organism in Eukaryota, Metazoa, Arthropoda, Insecta, Orthoptera, Gryllidae. The record is from the annotation of a GenBank genome assembly.
AUGCAUCAAUGUCUUGUUCCAAACAGCCACGUGGAAACUCCACCUUCACUCCCGGUACCUCAUUCAACCAAAUGCGACCACCAGAUCGACACCUUAUAUGUUUCAAUACCUCAGGUGUUCAGUAGUUGGCAGCAACGCAAAGAUUGUUGCAAGAAAAGACUUGUUACCAAUUUUCUUCCUGACAAGCGAACCCAUAUUUCGACCGCGCUUCGAUCCAGAGACAACCACCAGGAGACAAGAACAUGUCCAUCAUCCUUCUGUUCCUACGUGAAGCCCACACUUGCCACCAGAUACCAACCUUCAAGGAAUUGUCGCAACACUUUUCAACAUGAUGUAACACAGGCUCUGCUGCAGUUAGAAGCAAGUAAGGAAGUUAGAUGCAGUUAG